AUGUCAGCCUCUCUAGCUCCAGAAUGCAACAAUAUAAAAGAGAAAUACGAAACGUGCUUUCUCAAAUGGUACAGCGAAAAGUAUCUGCGCGGUAAUACCGCAGACAAAGACUGUGCCAAGGUCUUCGAAGAAUACCAGAAAUGUCUGUCGAAAACCCUGAAGGAACGAGGGCUUGAUGGCAUGGUGAAAGAAGCCCGCAAUGGUAGUAAAGAAAGCGACGAUGAGUUUCUGAAGAAGGCUUGUAUGCAGCAAAGCUACUGA
Messenger RNA from Histoplasma mississippiense, 261 nucleotides. RefSeq lists its product with no specific name. NCBI's taxonomy places the organism in Eukaryota, Fungi, Ascomycota, Eurotiomycetes, Onygenales, Ajellomycetaceae. Bases 1 to 261 code for a protein of 86 amino acids. The transcript has 4 exons. The record is from RefSeq and is a predicted model, not a curated record.